UUAGUAAAACAUUACACAAACUUUCUUUCUGAUUAUGGUUCGCGUCGUUCUCGCAAGUUGCGAGGCAAGUGUCUAGUAAUUUUGGAUAGCGAUCCUUUAUUAAUGGCUGCCGUAUUCCGCUAUUGAAUGUGCACUUUAAUCAAACAUGAGUGAUUAUUCUUCUAUGGCUACGCUUCCGAAUAAUAGCCAAACGGCGGGAUUUGCGGCUGCUGUACAACGUGCUAGCUUGAUUGCGGCUAAAAUUAGCGGAGGAAGUGGCAAGAGGUCUCUUGAAGACGGACCGGAACCGAUAGCAAAAAAAUUGGCGCCAGUGGAUACAGUAUUUCCUCCACCACCACCACAACAACAACAACCACCAAUGAGUUCAACAGCAGCAGUAGCGGCAGUGGCGGCGGCACGCAUGGCGGCCAACCCCCCGCCGCCCGCGCCUCCUGCGGGGCCUCCUAACAUGAUGCCAGACCAGCAGAUCAAUGAGUACAUUAGAGUACCUGACAAGAUGGUUGGACUAAUCAUAGGCCGUGGCGGUGAGCAAAUCACCCGCCUGCAAGCGGAGUCGGGCUGCAAGAUACAGAUGGCACCAGAUUCAGGCGGACAACCUGAUCGUCUCUGCACCCUUACUGGAUCUAGGGAAGCUAUCACUAGAGCUAAGGAGCUAGUGAACCAGAUAGUGAAUCACCGGGGCCGGGAGAAUGCCCCUCAGCAUCAAGACAGCCAGGGAGGAGGCCCGCCCAUGCCUCGCUCCAUCGGUGGCGGCGGCGGCGGUGGCGGAGGACUCGCUAUAACCGAGGAAAUAAUGCUUCCUGGUCCCAAAGUGGGUCUAAUUAUUGGCAAAAAUGGCAAGACCAUAAAGCAACUUCAAGAGCAGUCCGGGGCUAAAAUGGUUGUUAUUCAAGAUGGACCUAAUACUGAAUAUGAGAAACCCCUCCGUAUAUCCGGGGAUCCUACUAAAGUGGAGUUAGCUAAGCAAAUGGUGUACGAGCUGUUAGCGGACAAGGAUAUGCAGCAAGGAGGGCCGCGUCCGCCCUUCGAUGAUGGAUACUCACAGGAUCAGGGCAACGGACUGGGCAGUAAUGCUACUGAGGUGCUGGUGCCAAAGAUAGCAGUCGGAGUGGUGAUAGGCCGUGGUGGUGAUAUGAUCAAGAAGAUCCAAGCGGAGACAGGCUGCAGGGUGCAGUUCCAUCAAGAAAGAGAUGAUGGACCUGGAGACAAAAGAUGUUACCUACAAGGCAAACCGCACCAAGUUGACCAGGCCAGGCAAAUGAUUGAAGAUCUCAUCGCCAGCGUCAAUCGUCGCGAGCAGGACGUGCGCGCGAUGCGGGGCGGGGGCGGAGGCGGCGCUGGUGGAGGCGGGGGCGGCGCCGGCGGGGGCGGGGGCCGCGGGGCACGGAAUGGUGACCGCGACUACCAGUGGCAGGAUACACCAGAGAUGCGUGUAACGUUCACCAUCUCUAAUGUCAAGUGUGGACUCAUUAUUGGCAGGGGCGGUGAGGUAAUAAAGCAGAUAAACGCGCAGUCGGGCGCGCACUGCGAGCUGGACCGGCGCGCGCAGGGCGACCGCAACAACCGCACCUUCUACAUCCGCGGACACCCUGACGCGGUGGAGCACUGCAAGCGCAUCAUUAUGGAGAAAGUCGGCAUGCCAGUAACAUUCAUCCCUGAGGGUAACGGCAACGGUGGCAACGGCGGCGGGUCAGGCGGCGGCGGGCCCGGCGGCAACGGCGACAUGUACGGCGGACCCGCCUCCGGCCCGCCCGCCUGGGGGUACAACCCUAACUGGCAUCAACCAACGCAGCAGCAGCAGCCGCAGCAGCAACAAGUGACCAUAAACCCUGUGACUGGUCAGCCGGACUACUCUCAGCAGUGGAUAGACUACUACCGGUCGCUGGGGCUGGUUCGCGAGGCGGAGGCCAUCGAGCUGCAGGCCAAGCAGCAGCAGCAGCACCAGCCGCAGCCAGAUGAUUAUGUCGAUAUAGCGGCGUCCGGGCCGUCGUCGAGCCCGCCGAGCGCGGCGAGCGGCGCGGGCGGCGCGGGCGGUGCGGGCGGCGCGGGGGGCGCGGACUACAGCGCGCAGUGGGCGGAGUACUACCGCGGUAUCGGCAAGCUGAAGGAGGCAGAGGCUAUUGAAGCUCAGAUGAAACUCAAGGAACAAUACCAGCAGCAGCCGACGCCGACGUCGACGGCGGCGCCGACGCCCUCCCCCGCGGCGCACUCGCCCGCGCCCGCCCCCGCAGUGCAGUACAACGCGCACUACCCCAUGUACCCGCCCGGCGCGCCCGUCUACCCCGGCUACGCGCCCUACCCCUACUCCGGGCCCGACCACCAGCAGUAAGCCGAGAAGGAGCGAGUCCGUAAGCGCGCCCGAAGAGAACUCUCCGUACUAGAUUAUAAUUUAAGUUUCGCACAUUACCGCAAAAGCGAAAGCGAAGCGAGAUUUGAUAAUUAUUCUUAAUUUGGGUCGUUACUCUGAACAUAUAACGCGAAUCUUAUAUUAUGGUUUUAAUAUUAUUACAAGCGUUUUUAAAUUCGCUUUCCUUUCGCUUUCGUGUCUGUGUGCACAGAUCUUAAUAUAAGCGAAUCCGUUUCCACUGUCGAUCGUCGACCCGCAAUGAUUAUUUUUUUUAACACUAACUUUUGGACAUAUUUCUUGUGGGUUCAGACAGUAAUAACAUGUUAAUUUGAGAUUAUAACCGUUUUAAAUAACAAACUUGUGUUUACGAAUUUGGCAUCGGCUGUGUGGUUUAUUUGUAUUGCAUAAGUAAUUUACUGUCACCUCAUUGUACUGAUGUGUGUCAUGCCAGUCUGUCCAGGUAUAAAGUAAUGCCACACUGCCUUUAAUAAUACGACGGAGCUAUAAAGUGAGAGAGACGGAAACGGAAAGAAUGAGAUAGCGAUACUUCGCCGCUGAGGAACCGAGGUAACUGUUGAGUGAAUUAGAUAAACACUACAUUAUUGUGACUCACGGAUAUUUUCAUAUGUAAUCUCCGCUUCCGAGUUGUGAAGGACGACGGCUCUGCAUUUGGUCGGGUUUUUAAAUUAAGGGUGCGUUUUACUAACACAGAACUAGGACUUGGCAGGAAUUAAGUCGGAAACUAGUAAAUAAAAAGUAAAAUUUUCUAUGUUAAUAUUGAAAAUGUAAGUCAUAUUGUGUGUUGUAUAAAUUUAUUAUAAAAAAUACUAUAAACAUUUAAACAUCAAAUCAUGUUAGAUUUUAAUUUUCUAAUAAAGCGAAUUAUCAAUUGACUUUAUAUAACUUACGUUGGCGCUGUUUUAGUGGAAAUGCACCCUAAAUGUACGGUCGAAUGUGAAGUCGGAAUUCUCCGCAUUAAAAAUGACUUAAUUUGAAUAAUGUCUAGUUGUAAGUCUAGGGUUAGAGUUGAUAUCGGUAUUUGAACUAUCUUCCCAGCUCAUUAGGAUAAACAAAGUCGAACACAACAUUUAGAGUUACAUAAACUUAGUAUAUAUGUAUUUAAUUGAUACAAUUUAGCUUUGGAUAAAAACUUCAUUUAGUUAUCUAUAACGAAGGCAAUGUAAGUCCAAAUACAUUCCUUCUCGAAAUUAAUAAAAAAACUCGUGAGAAUUUUUUUUUGGUAAACGCGUAAGUUACGGGUUAUCCCCGAGUCAUAUUGUAUUAAUUUUAAGAUAUAAAGUGUAUGUUGAUUGAAA
This is a messenger RNA of Papilio polytes (common Mormon), 3663 nucleotides long. It is a transcript of the gene Psi, whose product is annotated as far upstream element-binding protein 3-like. The coding region runs from base 146 to 2329 and encodes 727 amino acids. The record is from RefSeq and is a predicted model, not a curated record. Gene Ontology annotation, molecular function: mRNA binding. The transcript is spliced from 16 exons. Gene Ontology annotation, biological process: regulation of DNA-templated transcription. NCBI's taxonomy places the organism in Eukaryota, Metazoa, Arthropoda, Insecta, Lepidoptera, Papilionidae. Gene Ontology annotation, cellular component: cytoplasm; nucleus.